UCUGUGGUCACGGCGCCAGAUAGAGCGCCCUCGGCCCCGCGUGGGUGGGCCGGAAGAGGCGCUCUCCCAGCGUUCUGCGGGUGCUCCCUCCUUCCGGUGCGGCGCCAUCAGCGGAGCUGCAGGCAUGGCGAUCCGCUACCCCAUGGCCGUUGGCCUCAACAAGGGCUACAAGGUGACGAAGAACGUGUCCAAGCCCAGGCAGUGCCGCCGCCGCGGGCGCCUGACCAAACACACCAAGUUUGUGCGAGACAUGAUCAGGGAAGUCUGCGGCUUUGCACCCUAUGAGAGACGUGCUAUGGAAUUGCUGAAAGUUUCCAAAGAUAAACGUGCUCUGAAGUUCAUAAAGAAAAGGGUUGGCACUCACAUUCGGGCCAAGCGAAAGCGGGAAGAACUCAGUAACGUCCUGGCAGCCAUGAGGAAAGCUGCUGCAAAGAAGGAUUAAGUUGUACAGGCUGUAACAAUAAAGUCCUUUCUCACAAAAA
Molecule: messenger RNA, 482 nt
Organism: Harpia harpyja (harpy eagle)
Lineage: Eukaryota; Metazoa; Chordata; Aves; Accipitriformes; Accipitridae
Gene: RPL36
Product: ribosomal protein L36
Exons: 4
Coding region: 125-442 (105 amino acids)
Biological process (GO): cytoplasmic translation
Cellular component (GO): ribosome; cytosolic large ribosomal subunit
Molecular function (GO): structural constituent of ribosome
Source: RefSeq, a predicted model, not a curated record